Lactuca saligna is the source of this 627-nucleotide messenger RNA. NCBI's taxonomy places the organism in Eukaryota, Viridiplantae, Streptophyta, Magnoliopsida, Asterales, Asteraceae. The record is from the annotation of a GenBank genome assembly.
AUAACAGUAAUAACAAUAUAAUAUCCUCUACACUGGUGCGGUGCUACUGUGAAUUUAUCAAGUCUACCGGAAGAAUUAGAAACCAUGAGCCUGGUGCCGUUCCCAAGCGGCGGAGAUGAUAACCGGAGCAGUACAAACUCCGCCAAAACUCCGCCGCUGUCACGCGAUUCCCUAGCAAUUAAUUCGCCCUCCUCCCCUAUUCCCCGAGAUCCGGUCAAGUUAACAGCGAGAUCAUGCUUGUACGAGCUAUGUGCGAAAAGUCGCUGGAAACGUCCGGUUUUCACUUGUUGCAACGAAAAUGGUCCGACUAAUCUCCGAUCGUUCACCUACAAGGCAGUUGUUGAGAUGAAAGAAGAAGACUCAAAGUCAUGGAUACUGGUGGAGUGUAUUGGAAAGCCUCAAUUCAACAAGAAAAAUGCAGCAGAUUCAGCUGCUGAAGGAGUUUUAUGGUACCUUGUGCAUCUAGGUUACCCCAAAAAAGCAUGAUUCGCUCAAGAAAUUAAGGGCCAAUGCAUGUUAUUACAUGCGAACUUACUUUCUUUCAUGUAAAAUGGUAAGGGAAGAGAAGAAAAGAAUUUACAUAAAUGAUAUGAUUGCUACGUUAAAUUCUAAAUAUAUACAAAAUGC